Messenger RNA from Peniophora sp. CBMAI 1063, 345 nucleotides. The record is from the annotation of a GenBank genome assembly. Lineage: Eukaryota; Fungi; Basidiomycota; Agaricomycetes; Russulales; Peniophoraceae.
AUGGACGCGCAAGAGGCAGCACACAGGGCCACUGAACUCAAACUGCGGGAAGACAUCGCGCAACUUCAACACGAGAAAGCGGUCCUAAAGAGAAAGCUGGACACGGACAUAGCCAGUCUCGAUGAAGAAUGGAGUAAUUCGCUUGCGGACGUCAUACGUAUAGGGCGUCAGGAACAUCAUAAAGUCAUGGUGGCAGUGGAGAAAGAGGCUGCUCGUUAUGAGGAGAAGCUCGCGCAAUUGAGAGCCGAACUUGAGCACGAGCAGGCAUCUCGGCAGCACUUGCAAAGCGAGAAUGAACGCCUGCGCGCGAGCUUGAAGUGUCUUGGAGCAUCGGAAGCCUCGUAG